Messenger RNA from Polistes dominula (European paper wasp), 1242 nucleotides. Its product is annotated as lipase 3. NCBI's taxonomy places the organism in Eukaryota, Metazoa, Arthropoda, Insecta, Hymenoptera, Vespidae. Gene Ontology annotation, molecular function: hydrolase activity, acting on ester bonds. Gene Ontology annotation, biological process: lipid metabolic process. The record is from RefSeq and is a predicted model, not a curated record.
AUGGGGGCCAGGGCUCGUAGGCCAUUGCAGUCCAAACUCAUAGAACAUCAUGGUUAUAUACCUGAGACUCAUAAUAUUUGGACGGAGGAUCAUUAUUGUCUAACAGUACAUAGAAUCAUAGGACCCAAAACAUAUAAUAUCACAUCAAGCAUAGAACAACCUGCGAAAACCGUUAUUGAUUGCAUAGAAAAAUCCAUUUUAUUGAAUUUCGAUACAUCGACGUUUACAAGAAAGCCCGAAAAUAAUUCUUUAUUCAGACCGCCUGUUUUACUAGUUCAUGGAAUAUUUUGCAGUUCGGUAGAUUGGCUUUUGCUUGGACCACAGAAGGCUCUUGCAUAUACUUUGUGUCAAGCUGGUUACGAUGUUUGGUUAGCAAAUGUUCGUGGUAACGAAUAUUCCAAAAAGCAUCAAAUUUAUACAACGAAGGAUAAAGAGUUCUGGGACUUUAGUUUUCACGAGAUAGGAUAUUACGAUUUACCAGCAAUAAUAGAUUAUGUCUUGGAACAAACUGCUUAUUCGGAACUGUCUUAUAUUGGCUACAGUCAAGGGACUACUUCGUUUUACGUAAUGGGAAGCGAAAGGCCGGAAUACAAUGCAAAAGUUAAAGUAAUGGUCAGCUUAGCGCCCGUGGCUUUUUUAUAUAACCAACAAAGCAAUUUUAUCACUUUUUUAAUGAAGUACUUACAUUUAAGUACUUUAGCAGAGUGGAGCUCAUUUUAUUUUAAAAUAAAUCAGGUAUUUCCUUAUAGUGAGUUUCGAGCUUGUGCAAUUAAUGUAAUUAUUCGUAAUGUUCCUUCGGAAUUGACAAAAAGAGCUUGCAAAAUUUGCUUCCACUUAAUUGCUGGAUUUGGUAGUAAUCAACUGGAAAAUGAUAUGUUUCCUAGAAUUUUUGGACACUUUCCAGCUGGUUGUUCAUUCAAACAGAUAUUUCAUUAUGGUCAAUCCAUUUUAAAAGGAUCAUUUAGCAAAUUUGAUUAUGGGCUUCGUAAAAAUUUGAAGAAAUAUGGUUGUGCUCAACUAAAUGAAUAUAAUUUAAAAAAUGUUACAGUUCCAGUGGCGAUUUUUUAUGCAGAAAAUGAUUCUUUAACAAAUGAUGUGCAAAAACUUAUAGACGAUUUACCAAAUGUAAUUGAAACGAAAAAAAUCGAGUAUUCAAAAUUUAAUCAUGUUGAUUUUAUAUGGGGGAAAGAUUCCAAAAAACUUGUUUUUGAAAACGUUUUGGCAGUACUAAACCGAUAUUAA